UUCUCGGACGCUGAGAUUAGACAGAAAUGUUGUCCUGUUGUUAAAAUUACGCGGGUUACCUUGCUGUAUUAAUUAACAGCGAUACCCGACUAAAUAACGUGUGUACUGUCGCUUUAAAUCCCCUUGGCUGGUGUGUUCUCCAUUGAUCAAUCCACCAUUUUCCAACAGCAGAAGCGGUGGUAGCGCUGAGAUACCCCUACCUGGAGACACCAGGACCCGGGGCAGACAUGGCUGCGAAUAUGUACCGGGUCGGAGAUUAUGUCUACUUUGAAAAUUCAUCAAGUAAUCCAUUUUUAAUAAGGAGGAUAGAGGAACUGAAUAAGACAGCUAAUGGAAACGUGGAAGCAAAGGUUGUGUGCUUCUAUAGAAGGAGGGAUAUCUCAAGUACCCUCAUCGCACUGGCAGACAAACAUGCAAGGGAGAUGGAGGAGGAGAUGGAGAACCCAGAAAUAGUGGACCUUCCUGAAAAACAGAAGCACCAGCUCAGACACAGAGAGCUGUUUCUGUCCCGGCAGCUGGAAUCAUUACCAGCCACACACAUCAGGGGUAAAUGCUGUGUUACACUAUUAAAUGAAACCGAGGCUCUAAAGUCAUAUCUGGAAAGGGAGGAUGUGUUUUUUUAUUCCCUUGUGUAUGACCCCCAGCAGAAAACCCUCCUUGCAGAUAAAGGGGAAAUCAGGGUGGGAAACAAAUACCAAGCAGAUAUCACAGACCUUUUAAAAGAAGGUGAAGAUGAUGGAAGAGACCAAUCAAAACUUGAAAUAAAAGUCUGGGAUCCAAACAGCCCCCUGACAGACAAACAGAUAGAUCAGUUCUUGGUGGUGGCACGCUCUGUUGGUACUUUUGCCAGAGCGCUUGACUGUAGCAGCUCCAUCAGACAGCCCAGCUUGCACAUGAGUGCUGCUGCUGCCUCAAGGGACAUCACCCUGUUCCACGCCAUGGACACCCUGUACAAGAAUGCCUAUGACAUUUCAAAGGCAAUUUCAGCCCUUGUGCCCCAGGGAGGGCCUGUUCUGUGCCGAGAUGAGAUGGAAGAGUGGUCGGCGUCGGAGGCAAACCUCUUCGAAGAAGCCCUGGAGAAGUACGGCAAGGACUUCACAGACAUCCAGCAGGACUUUUUGCCAUGGAAGUCAUUAACAAGCAUAAUUGAAUACUAUUACAUGUGGAAAACCACUGACAGAUAUGUACAACAGAAACGAUUAAAAGCAGCAGAGGCAGAAAGCAAACUCAAACAGGUCUACAUCCCGAACUAUAACAAGCCAAACCCUAACCAGCUGAAUGUGAAUAACGUGAAGCCAAACCCUAACCAGGGCCUGGUGAAUGGAGCUGGAUCUGGUGCUGGUGUUGGUGCCGGAGCUGGAGCUAGUGUUGGAGUCGGAGCUGGUGCCGGAGUUGGUGCUGGUGCCGGAACUGGAACCGGUGUUGGAGCAGGAGCAGUGGCAGGGGAGCCCGGACAGAGCACAGGAGCGGGGCGAGCUUGCGAGAGCUGUUACACCACUUACUCUUACCAGUGGUACUCCUGGGGACCCCCUAACAUGCAGUGCCGGCUGUGCGCCUCCUGCUGGACCUACUGGAAGAAGUAUGGAGGCCUGAGGAUGCCAACGCGGUUAGACGGGGAGCGGCCAGGACCCAACCGCAACAACAUGAGCCCCCAUGGACUACCCAUGAGGCACAGCGGGAGCCCCAAGUUUGCUGUAAAGACACGGCAGGCUUUCUACCUACAAACCACCAAUCUCACCAAAGUUGCCCGUCGGCUGUGCCGAGAUAUCCUUCGGCCUCAGUUCCUGGGACGGCAUCCUUACACAGCGGUGAACAGCGCUGCUAUCAAAGCAGAGUUCACAACCAGGCUGUCGGAGAUACCCGAGAACCCUUUGACAGUUAAACAAACUGUCCGAAAACCUUUGGAAUCUGUUGUGCGGUAUUUGGAGGCACACCCCAGCCCUAAACCAGACCCACCCAGGAGUGCCACCAUCUCCAUGGGUAGUCUGACUCCCAUUAAAUCCAGCCCCAUCCUCAACAACGGCUCUCCAACCAUCCUGGGGAAGAGGAGUUACGAGCAGCACAAUGGCAUGGACGGCAACUUGAAGAAGCGUCUGUUGCUGUCCAGCAGGGGUAUACCUAACCAUGGACAAACCAGACAGAUGGGCCCAAGCCAAAAGUUGCGCCUCAGUGGGAAAUUCUGUCCAGCAAGCGGGCGACUGAUCCGGGGCGGCUGCCUGGCUCCCGCCAAGAGGAGGACAGUGAACUGGAUUGAUGCCCCAGGCGACCUUCUCUUCAUGGCCACUAAAGAGACAAGAAAAAUACGAAUGCUUUUUUCAUCCUCUGAGACCAAGCGAGCCGCCAGGCGACCCAACAAAUCAAUCGCUGUUAAGCCGAGCCAGCCCGCCCAAUCACAUAGACUGCCUGCCAAUGACGAAUUAAUAGUAAUCGAGGACUAAAACUCAGAUCUGCCCAAUUUUAAAAGAUUGUCCAUUUUGGGGCUUUUUGUGUUUUUGUGUGGUUGUUUUUUUUUUUUGUUUGUUUUUUCCCCCUAACCCUUUCUGGUGAAAUAUUGUGGAUCAAUGAAGGAACAUUGAGUUUCAUGAAAACAGUGUUUAUGUACCCAGAAAUGGGGUGAAGGAUGUUUACUUUGUAAAAUAAGCUGUGUGUAUCAUUUUUAACAAGAUAUAAAAAGAAAAAAAAAACUAAGUGCAGUGAUAUUAACUGCUUUGUUUUUUGCUUAUCGUAGCUCUGUACUGUUUCCCCCUCUCUUUUUUUUAAAGCUGAUUGUUUAUUCUGUUUUGUGAACAGACUCUCAAGAUCCCCUUUCCAGAAAUGCCAGUUUAACUUAUUGAGAGAGAUUAUUGACUGUGCUGUUUUUUGUACUUUCUUAACUGACACAUGUGGUCUUGAAUUAUAUAAUUAAGGAUAUCAA
This is a messenger RNA of Polyodon spathula (Mississippi paddlefish), 2914 nucleotides long. Its product is annotated as metastasis-associated protein MTA1-like. Gene Ontology annotation, molecular function: transcription coactivator activity; sequence-specific DNA binding; chromatin binding. Gene Ontology annotation, biological process: double-strand break repair; negative regulation of transcription by RNA polymerase II; response to ionizing radiation. Lineage: Eukaryota; Metazoa; Chordata; Actinopteri; Acipenseriformes; Polyodontidae. The record is from RefSeq and is a predicted model, not a curated record. Gene Ontology annotation, cellular component: nucleoplasm; NuRD complex. Bases 228 to 2438 code for a protein of 736 amino acids. The transcript is spliced from 20 exons.